This is a messenger RNA of Caenorhabditis elegans, 852 nucleotides long. RefSeq names its product CW domain-containing protein (gene clec-256). Bases 1 to 852 code for a protein of 283 amino acids. NCBI's taxonomy places the organism in Eukaryota, Metazoa, Nematoda, Chromadorea, Rhabditida, Rhabditidae. The transcript is spliced from 3 exons. The record is from RefSeq and is marked reviewed.
AUGUGGUCCUGGCCCGUAUUCGCUUGUUUCCUCCAUUUUCUAGUACCGGAAGCAGCUUGUCAAGUUAAGAUGGUACUUAUCUAUGGAUCAGUUACAAGCGAUGCUACAGGUAUUUCUACAACGUUUAGUACUGUCGAAGACUGUAAGAAUGGGUGUUUUGGAUCUGAGAGUUGUAUUAUUGCGUACUUUUCUCUUACAACCUGUGUUUUCUACAAUUAUGUCAAUGAUGGUAAAACGAUUACUGUGGAGGAAAACUCUAACAAUGCCUACGUUGCAAUAAAGACGAACAUCUCAAAUAUUCCAAAUGGUACUUGUCCGGCAUCCUACAACGAUCUCAAGUUAUCCGUAACCUCAGCUGUUGGAGAGAAGAACUCUUGGACAAGGGCAUCUACUGGAUGGAAGAUGGUCAACUGCAGAACUGGCUGGAAACGAUUUGAACGGGAUGACAACGGAACCGUAGUCUGCAUGAAAAUUUUUCCGCUUUUUAAUGAAGGAGGACAAGCUGCAGCAAUGAGAAGAUGCCAACAAGAUAAUGUAACUCUAUCUGGAAUUGCGUCAAUGGAGGAGGCUGAAUGGGUGCGAGAUUAUGAAAUAACAACCCCACGUCAAAGAGUCUUUAUUGGCGGUGAGCGGGAUUGCCCUGAUACUCCGUGCACAACUUUCAAAUGGACCGAUGGAUACACAAAGUCUUAUGAGGUUUUCAGUAAUGCUGAAUUGACGCAGCAAAUGAACGAGGAAGGGUAUAACUGCUUAGUUAUCCGCAUAAAAGUUGGGACAGCUGCAAUCAUGUUCUCACAGAAUUGUGCUGCUUCGGGUAUUCCCUUUGUUUGUGGUUAUAAAAUCGAUAUUUAG